CUUUUAAACUGUUUUGUAGCAAUCAUGAAGUUCUUUAUUGUUUUGUUGGCUGCCUUGGCUUUGUUUGCUCCUGCCUAUGGCAAGACUUUUACACGCUGCUCCUUGGCUAGGGAAAUGUAUGCCUUGGGUGUACCAAAAUCCGAAUUGCCUCAAUGGACCUGCAUUGCUGAACACGAAUCUUCGUACCGCACCGGUGUUGUGGGACCCACCAACUCUAAUGGCUCCAAUGAUUAUGGCAUCUUCCAAAUCAACAACUAUUACUGGUGUCAACCUGCCAAUGGUCGUUUCUCCUACAACGAAUGCAAAUUGAGCUGUGAUGCUUUGUUGACCGACAAUAUUAGCAACUCGGUGAAGUGUGCCCGCAAGGUGAAGUCCCAACAAAGCUGGACUGCCUGGUCUACCUGGAAAUAUUGCAACGGUGCAUUGCCCAGUAUUAAUGAUUGUUUCUAAAUUCGUUGACGAUAAGACUUAAAUAAAAUCAUAACAUUGUCUUGAAUGCAAAAA
Molecule: messenger RNA, 504 nt
Organism: Calliphora vicina (urban bluebottle blowfly)
Lineage: Eukaryota; Metazoa; Arthropoda; Insecta; Diptera; Calliphoridae
Product: inactive lysozyme 1A-like
Exons: 1
Coding region: 25-450 (141 amino acids)
Molecular function (GO): lysozyme activity
Source: RefSeq, a predicted model, not a curated record